Molecule: messenger RNA, 3675 nt
Organism: Glossina fuscipes
Lineage: Eukaryota; Metazoa; Arthropoda; Insecta; Diptera; Glossinidae
Product: regulator of G-protein signaling loco-like
Exons: 6
Coding region: 329-3628 (1099 amino acids)
Biological process (GO): signal transduction
Molecular function (GO): GTPase activator activity
Source: RefSeq, a predicted model, not a curated record
UAUUUUUCACAAGCCUAUACAUACACGCGUACACAAUAUGUAAUCACACGAAUAGCAUCGAUUAACUCUGACUAUGCAAGAUAUUGCUGUUGUUGUCACUUUUUUUUAUUUAACGUGAACCCUACUUUAUAAGUUGCGAGAGCUUCAGUUGAUUCACUUAAUUCAGUCUUGAAACACGCUUUGAAUCGAAUAAAACGUUAUUUUUAAUACAAGUUCGAAAUUAUUCCCAAAAUAAGGAAAAAAAAUUCUCUUAAAACAAAUUUGUUUAAAAUAGAGUUUAGUGAUUAGCAAACUCGGAGUAAAUUCGAAUGUUUUAUUAAAACGAUAAAUGCUUGCACAUAAUCUUACAAGCGAAAAUAUUUACGAGUCUAUUGUGCAGGCGAACGAUUCCAGCAAUUUUGAUAAUAGCUUCGAAGUUAAAGAUAUUCAGUGUACAAGGUCAUCUAGACAAGAAAAUCGUUGCGUUACAUCAAAAAGUGAUAAAGAAUUGAUGCGUUUCGCUCGGGAAUUCGAAAUAUGUCAAAUCAACAGCGGAAGCAAUCGAUCAACGCCAAAAACGUCACCUUAUCUAUGCCGUAAGGCUAAAGCUUUCUAUGAAAAUCUAUUCAUUAGAGCUUCCAGUAGCCGUGAAUCAUCACCGAAACCAGCUAAUAACGAUACACGUCGUGUUAAUGCUUGCGGCAAUGAUGAUAGCAAUGAAAUGUCUCCCCUAGCGUUUCACCGAACUUACUCGGAACGUAGCAGUAGUCGUUCCGCGAAAGUUUUGCAACUAUUUGUUAAUAAAAAAGUAGCAAAUAAAAAUAAUUGCAAUGCAAUUUCUAGCAGUCACCACUCACCCGUUCUUAUGAGAGCUCAAGUAGAAAGCGAUUUUGUCGAUUGUUCAAAUACGGAAGGAUAUGUCGAAUAUCAAGACGAUGAAAUCUCUCUAAAUGACAGCAAUUGCUCGAGCAGUUCUUAUGAAUUGCAUCCACCGCUUUUGCCUACAUUUAAAGUAACCCCUUCCAAAUACAUGGGCAGAAGGUCACAAGGCGCCACCACUGAGUUGGCGCAAUUCUUACGCUGUUCCUUUCACGCUAAACGCGCCAAUAUUGCACACUUACGACGGUCGUUAAGCGAUACAAACAAUUUUCAAAACGUUAACUUCAAUAUCAAGCUGCAAAAGUCGCCACCUCCCUUUCCCUGUUUAAGCACCCAGAAGCAAAUUUUAGCCAACACAACUUAUGAUCAUCAUCGGGAAAACACUGCAACACACAACUGCAGUUCAAAUUCCAAUACUUCACCGUUUCGACGUCGUUGGGGUCAGUCGUUGUUACGGCUAUCUAGUCCAAGCAAAGAGACACUACAAAAUAAAUCGCACUCUGUAACUUUCGUACAUCGUGCGGCCUCUAUGACAACAACGACAAAUGAUGUGUUUACCAAGAACUUACUGGGUGUUAAUGGAGAUGAAUAUCACAAGCAAGAAGACAACAAUAGUGUACCGUCCCGGCGCGUUGGCCCUGUUUCAUCGUGGGCUAUCUCUUUCGAGCAGCUAUUGGAAGAUACCGCCGGUCUUAAAGCGUUUGCAGAAUUCCUGAAAUUAGAAUAUUCUGCUGAAAAUAUAUUCUUUUGGACUGCAUGUGAGCGUUAUCGUCUUUUGGAAAACGAGAGCGAAAGAGUUGAGCAAGCGAAAAAUAUAUUUUACAAACAUUUAGCUAACGGUUCGUCAGAGCCCGUCAAUGUUGACUCUCAGGCUCGUAAUCUUAGCGAAGGAACACUUGACAGUGCUCAACGCGACGUUUUCGCUCCCGCGCAAAAGCAAAUAUUUAAUCUAAUGAAAUUUGACAGCUAUCCACGUUUUAUACGUUCCAAUUUAUAUAGGAGUUGUUUGCAAGCCGAAGAAAAAGGUGAACCUCUACCUUUGAGCGGAGACAAUUUGGAUGAAUUAUUCAAGAUAGGCUUCUUGCCAACGAAUUCCUCAAAGUUGAAAAAAUCGGCCAGCAAUGCAGAAGAUCGCCGCCGUAAGAGUCUACUACCUUGGCAUCGUAAGACCAGAAGUAAAUCACGAGAACGCAUCGAUGAUAUGAACCAAAGAUCAAUUGAAGCAACUUCUACGAAUUUAACAAAUGCGACUAAUACGUUAUUAGUGCCACCCUCCAAAAUUCCUCUCGUAGUGGGUAGCUCACUCAGACACAGCUCCAUUAAUGAUUUCCAAAGUUCGCGUUCAUCUGUUUCGUCGUUAGAUAACUUACCCAUAUUACCUCUAGAUACAGCCUGUGCCCUUUGCCGUGUAAAGUUCACUGAUGGUGCCACAACUAUGGUACAAACUAAAUCGGGGGAGACCGUGGGUCAAUUGGUCGAACGUCUUCUUGAAAAACGCGGAAUCCGUUAUAGGUCCUAUGAUGUUGUAAUAAAAGGCAAUAACAGGUCGAUAGAUUUGCAAGCUUCUACCCAAGAAAUAGCUGGGAAAGAAAUAGAAGUUGAGCAACGUGCAGCUUUUAAAUUAGAUUUGCCAAAUCCAAAAGUGAUAUCAGUGAAAAGCAAACCAAAGAAACUUCUUUACGAAGUCGUCAAACCUAUCCUAAGCAAAUAUAAUUACGAGAUUCAAGCCGUGGAAGUUUUACGGCGUGAUACUCAGGAAAAAAUUGACCUAAUGCAACCAGUAACUGCAGUAGAUGGUCAACGCCUACAAGUCGUUCCAAUGCAAGGAGCAAAAUCUGAGCAAAGCAAUUAUUUGAACGAUGAGAUAGCGAAAAAGCUCAAUACGAAUCAACAGAAAAGUAUAACAUAUCCAGCUGCAAUUAUUAGUCAGCAGGCAGCAAAUAUUGUAGCGUCACGCAAGGGAAUAAAUAUUUCAACUAAAAUCGCGAACAAUUUGCCUCAAAGCAAUAUAAAGGAAAUAACAAAUAAGAUUUUUAAAGAUGUCAUGCAAAAAAAUCAACCCGAAACCAAACCCCUCACGCAAGCCACUGAUCAAAUCUCUUUAAAAUCCGACGGUUGUAAUUCGAACUCUUCUUCACUAUUUGAGCUUACUUGUGGAAAGCCAGAUUCCACUUCUGGUCUUCCGUUACAAGUUAAAAGAACAUCGACCAGCAGCCAGCAUUCUACGGACAUAAAUCCAACAAACACAAAUAUUAAGAAACCAAUCAUAGCCAAAUUAAAGGCUGGAGUUAAAUUACAAGUUACCGAACGAGUAAAUGAGAAUCAAGAACAUAUACCAGAAAGCCCUAAAAAGGAGCAGCAAUCGUUGCGGGCAGAAGUCCAGAAACUCAGCGAUCUUAUUAUUGAACAACCUAAAAGUGAGAAAGACCUGAGUGCACAACUACGCCAAAUGCGUGCGAAUUUGUUCACGGUUGCCAAAAAUAAUUUACCGACGUCCGUAACAAACUGUGAGGACGCUUUAAGGUUUGUGGAAAAGCCUCAACCGGUGCCAAGAUUAUCUAUAACUAGUAAAGCUAAGCCGACAGUAAUUAUACCUGCGAAAGGGUCUGCGGAAAACACAAGGCAAGUUACUGAUAAUGUCGAAGAUCCGUAUAUAGCUAACAAAGAUCCACCUCCAUUGCCGCCAAAACCGAAAGUGCUACCAACUAAACCAUCUAACUGGGGCGUAAACAUUGCCAAUAUGAACAAAGCAACAUCACCUACUAACUAAAAUUUAAAGACUGCAGCCGUGCAAUUGCGCUCUGAUUAUUUACAAUU